AGUGAGUACCUCACUCAUUCAUACAAUCAACCCACAUCUAUUUCCAUCUCAUUUUUUUUUCAUUCACAAAAGAUUUCCAUGUACUUGCUUAACUUUAAACUUAUUUUAUAAUUACUCAUAUUUUAAAAACGAUAAUGUCGAAAUUAUUACUUAUGUUCGCUUUAGUAAUUUUAACUAUUUUUGACAGUGUCUCAUCAAGUGACUCUAGGUUCGAUCAGUUUCACAGUGAAUUAAUAAAAAAUCAUGAAAAACUUCAAAAAUCAAAGCAGGACUCUUCCACCCAUAACAACCCCCUUCCUGCAGUACGGCCCCUAACGUCAGACGUUAAUAGAAAUAUUCAUCCUGUAAAUGAGGGGGCUGCCCUUCAAGGAAAUUCAGCUGGCUUUGGAGCAAAGCAAAUUCAACGAGAAAUAGAAGAAAUAAACCAAAGGCUUAAAGAAGCAGGUUCAAAUCCUGCCGUUGUCGCAGAAUUAUCACCCACAAUAUCCGAACUCGCCAUAAAACGUUAGUGUGAGACUAGAUUCGGGGGAUUUUGAAAAUAUAGGAAAGGCUGCGACCGAAAACUUAAGAGAUGCAGUUUCAUCGCUAGCCCAGAAUUGGAAAAUUGCCCUUAACACGAGUGAUCUCAAGACCAUCGGAGCCGACGCCACUAAACACUUGGCAGAUGCAAUGUCCAAGAUAAAAGUGAGACUUGAUAUCUACACAGAGAUAGAAAUUGGCAAAAAUUUGGCACAAGCGGUGCGAGAUGUCGCAAUCGCGGGAGGUAUCGCAGCCUCCGUUCUGUUCGUUGCAAUUGUGAUAAGUGUCAGGUCAAAGUCUUGUAGAAAUUUGGGAUCCUCGUGUAAGCGGAAGAAGAGCAACGAUGUGGAAUCAUCGGAAGACCAAAAGCAAACCGGUCAAGAAGGAAGAGAUACUGGACCGGAAGUAAAGGCAGAGUUCUCGGCUCAACCAUUGUUGGGGAAUGUUCCUAUCCAGUCAGUAAUGGAUAAGCCCGUGUAUAUGAAUUUACGGCAUGAAGAAAGGAAGCACAGAAACAAGAAACGUGUACCUACGCUGGCAGAUUUUGGAGGACACUACCAAAACGUGAGGGAAUAUUGGGAACAUUACGAAAAAUCUGGGAAGAAAUAAGAAUCCUUAGAGUAAUGUGUAUAAAAUGCUUCAAUUAAAAAUAGGAUUAAACUUAAACUGUUAAUGCAUACAUACAUACGUGUGUAUGCAAAUUUGUACGACAUAUAUUUGUCUAUGUAAAAUACCCCAACUCUUUAUUGCUCAAGAUUCCACUUAUUUGCCCUUGAUAUUCUGUCUUUCAAUACUCCGUUAUGCAAUACUUAUUUAGUUAUGGAAGCUAUUUUGUAUGUACAUACUUACCUAAGCUUUACACUAAAUUUUCAUGUGACUAAAUUUUGUUGCAUUACAUAUUCAGCGUGACUGGUUUAUCUGAGGUCGACUAACACUAACUGUACAAAAGGUUCAAAUAGAAAUAAUUUAUAAUGUAUGUAGAAUGUUUAAAGCCUGAAUAAGAUAUUUAGUACAGCGAAUUAAAAUAAUUAUGAAAUGAAAUAUGCAUUUUUAAAUAUUUCCAAUAUGCGACACCACAAUUAUGUAUUUAACUCGAUAUCUGUGCUGUAAUUAUACUACCUCAUGUUUCCCAUGGAAUAUUUCCCCGAAGAAAUAAUAAUUUUGUAAUCUAAGAUACAAUUGCGCAACAUGCAAGACUCCAGAUUCUUGAGAGGAAAAUACAUAAUUACAUAAUGGCUUUAUUAUAUAAUGUGUGUGUACAUGUUCCUAUGUAGAUAAGUACAAAUACUUAUUAUGUGUACAUGUACACAUGUACAUAAAUACGUACAUAUAUAUAUACGUUUCUCUAUCAAUGGUUAUAUACCCACAUAACAUGUACAUCAAUAUAUAUGUAUGUGUUAUGUACUACAUUAUCAUAACUUACUCAAACUUCUAUAAAUUUGUAACUCGUGUUACUAAUUGAUGUUUAAUGAAUCACGUAUGUAGAUAGAAAACUUUGCUGAGCAUAAACUUAAUUCCUCCUCCAAUUUCGAAAGUUUAUAACGAGUUUAAAAUAAGUAGGUAACCGGAGUCUCUAAAUUGUUAUGUAAUGAAGAAAAAUUACGCCUAAGUUGCCAAAACGUCAAUAAA
Molecule: messenger RNA, 2148 nt
Organism: Folsomia candida
Lineage: Eukaryota; Metazoa; Arthropoda; Collembola; Entomobryomorpha; Isotomidae
Exons: 3
Coding region: 670-1128 (152 amino acids)
Source: RefSeq, a predicted model, not a curated record